GUAAACUUAAUUGUGGUCGUGCAAGAUGUCGGGCGAUAAAAAAAUAAUCCUGGUCACCGGCGGCUCCGGGCUGGUCGGCCAGGCCAUUAAAAAGAUUGUGGAGACUGAAGAAAAAAGAGAAAAUGAAGAAUGGAUCUUUCUAUCGUCGAAGGAUGCCGACCUUACUAAUUUAGAUGAAACGAAGACCUUAUUUGAACGUGUGCACCCAACGCAUGUCAUUCAUCUUGCUGCAAUGGUUGGGGGACUAUUCAAGAAUCUCAAACACAAUCUGGCUUUUUUUAGAAGGAACAUGUUAAUGAAUGACAACAUACUGCACAAUUCUUACGAAAUGAAAGUUAAAAAAGUCGUGUCAUGCCUCUCUACAUGCAUAUUCCCCAAUAAAACCACCUACCCUAUUGAUGAAACCAUGGUUCACAAUGGGCCACCUCAUGAUUCAAACUUUGGUUACUCUUAUGCUAAAAGAAUGAUUGACGUGCAAAAUAAAGGUUACCAUGAGGAGCAUGGCUGCCAGUUCACCAGCGUCAUACCGACGAAUGUUUUUGGGCCGCACGACAAUUUCAACAUUGAGGAUGGACACGUCCUGCCUGGUCUCAUGCAUAAGAUAUAUUUGGCUAAGAAAAACAACGAGGCUUUUACAAUCUGGGGCACUGGUGCGCCAUUGAGGCAGUUCAUCUACUCCCUCGACCUGGCCCGGCUCUUCAUCUGGGUUCUCAGGGAUUAUGACGAAAUUGAACCCAUCAUUCUAUCUGUUGGAGAGGAGGAUGAAGUUUCAAUAAAGCAGGCAGCUGAAAUGGUCGUCAGGGCUAUGAAUUUUCAAGGGCCUGUUGUUUAUGACGCUUCUAAAUCUGAUGGUCAGUACAAGAAGACAGCUAGUAAUGCGAAGUUGAGAAAGUACCUCCCUGAUUUCAAGUUCACACCCAUCGAACAAGCAAUCAAAGAAACUUGUGAUUGGUUCGUGGAGAACUAUGAUAAAGCCAGGAAAUGAAGAAGAAAUUAAUGAAUCAAAUUAUUAUUUUCAUUAUUGUUAUUAUAUUUAUUAUUAUUAUUCUUGUCAAUUAGGUUAUGGCCAAUUGUCUUGGGUCUAAUUGAUUCAGUUUAACUUUACCUUUAUUAAAUUAUCAAUUAAUUAAUUAGUUAAUUAAGUUAUUUUUUUAAUUGUGGCUUUUUUAUCAGGGUGAUAUAUAUUUGCAUACAUAUAUAAUGUUAUGGGUUGUAUAUUUCCAUAGUGAAGAUUCUUAACCACCAUUUGUUUAUAUUGUGUGUUAUAUAUUUAUAUUUAUUUGUUUAUAUUGCGUGAUUGUGUUAUAUAUAUAUAUAUUAUAUUCAACAAAUAACCAUUCACAGGUUUCUUUGAUUGCUGGUAUAUAUAUAUAUAUAUAUAUAUAUAUAUAUAUAUGUGUGUGUCAGAUGAAUUCAAGUAAACUUUUAUUCAGUGAAAUUUUAAUUGGUUAAUUGUUUGUUUUAUUAGUUGAUUGUUUGUUUUAUAAGUUAAAUGUUUGUUUGAUUAAUUGCGAUUAGUUAAUUUUAAUUGAUUGAUGAACGUUCUUCAUUUGAAAUAAACAAAACUAUAAC
Helobdella robusta is the source of this 1572-nucleotide messenger RNA. RefSeq lists its product as hypothetical. The transcript is spliced from 13 exons. Gene Ontology annotation, biological process: nucleotide-sugar biosynthetic process. The record is from RefSeq and is a predicted model, not a curated record. Gene Ontology annotation, molecular function: GDP-L-fucose synthase activity. Lineage: Eukaryota; Metazoa; Annelida; Clitellata; Rhynchobdellida; Glossiphoniidae. Bases 26 to 985 code for a protein of 319 amino acids.